Solea senegalensis (Senegalese sole) is the source of this 5898-nucleotide messenger RNA. RefSeq names its product stereocilin. The record is from RefSeq and is a predicted model, not a curated record. Gene Ontology annotation, cellular component: kinocilium; stereocilium tip; cell surface. The coding region runs from base 1 to 5820 and encodes 1939 amino acids. NCBI's taxonomy places the organism in Eukaryota, Metazoa, Chordata, Actinopteri, Pleuronectiformes, Soleidae. The transcript has 29 exons. Gene Ontology annotation, biological process: cell-matrix adhesion.
AUGAAGAUGCCAGAGAACGGGCCAGCGAUGGCCACUCUGAGAUUCACCAGCAUCGUAGUUUGUGCCGUCUUACUGGGACGAGGAUGUCCUGAGAAGACGGGAAGUGGUCAAGAGGACCAACGAGAUGCCAUUCUUAAGGACAUCAUCUCAAAAUGGAGUAAAGGAGGUGGUUGGAGUCCUCAGACAGCUCCUCCAGAAACAACCAAGGAGGACCAGUCUGUGCACCCGUGGGUGAGGAAUAUCAUGGGGGGUCUUAAAUCCCUGGGUCUUUUUCCCAGCAAGAGUCUGGCGUCGCUGAACAAGCCGAUAGACAGACACAGACUCUCAGGCUUUCUCUACAACAUCUCCCUGUAUCUCCAAGAGAUGGGUGCGGAGCUGGAGGAGGCGCCGGCGGAGCCAGACGAGGAUCAGCUCUGGGAGAAGGUGCUCCAUUUCCUUCUCCAGUCUGAGGGCGGUGCCACGCUGAACCAGUGGAACGGACGCGUACCACCGCGCCCCAGCCUCAAAGUGCAGGACUGGUUUUUGUCCCUGAGGGGAAGUCCUCACUGGGACUGGUUCCUGGGACUGUUGCAGAGUCUGAUCACUCUGUCAGAGCGUCAGCCGCACCGGCCUCUCUUGACUUUAUUAACUCAGAACUGGAGGACUGUGAGCGCUGUGCUGGAGGCCGCGCUUCAAGCUCUGGUCAGUGGGACGUACGGUCAGGCCAGUGCGGGCCUGCAGGGCUUCAUCUGUGCCCUGAAGGGUCGUAGUGACUGCACCUUCAGUGUCAGCUGGCUCCAGCAGCUGCUGCGCUUCUUUGAGACGCGCAGCUGGAAGCCUGUGGUCAGCAUACACCCAGCAGGACAAGGAGCUGAGCACAGUAAGGACUCCAGCGCGUUUGGACGCUUGAAGCCCUUCAGUUUGCCUCCUGAGGCCAUGAUGCAGGACGGACUGUCUGGAAAUGCAUCAGUGGAAGAGAAGACGGCCGCCCAGGAUGAUCCAGACUUUGUGCAAAGUUUACUGCUGCAGGCGUUGUCGCGGUCACGUGGAGGAGAGCAGGGAGGCUACCUGGCGCAGCAAAAUGUGGCUCUUGUUCAGAGUUUGGACGGGCUGAGGAGGGGCCUCCUGCACAGGGUGGGCAGCUCUGUGUACGGCAACCUGAGGAAGAAAGUGUCACGUGUUACCAUGGCACUGCUUGACGAUGUCAGCAGCUUCGUGGAUGUGUCACAGCCCAACGCUCACGGCCGGUGCUCUGUUGGUGACCUGAGGCAGCUGAUCUUAUGGGGGAUAAGACACAAUGUGACGUGGAACACCCAGGCUUUAGGCGUCAGUUCCCAUGGUCUCCCGAGCUCACUGCCGUUCCUGUCCUGCCCGUCCACUGAAGAAGCGGAGGUCAGAUCACAGCAACCACAGGCCCGUUCUUCACCGACGCUUUCCAGACAAAACCGCCUCCUCGAUCUCGCCAGUGCACAAACGGAGAGGACCGGCCACCCGAAAGACACCGAGUUCUCCACCGCGACAGAAAUCCUGGAGGCGGCGUGUAACGAGUCCAUCCCAGGCUUGACGGGCGUCUCCAACUUUACUGUGUACCUCUACUGCAAGCUGUUUGACACGGAGAACGGGUCGGUCCAUCCCGCAGGGGCUCAGGUGGGGCUGGACUUGCACGCCACGUGCUCGGACGCGGCUUGGUACCUGUCUGCGGCCGAGGACGAUUUCCUCUGGGUCCACGUCUGCAGUGAGUUCUUUGCCCACGAGUUCAACAACACCGUGUGUGCCAACUCCUCGUUCUGGCUGCAGAGAGCACAUCAGGCUGCAGCGACAAAGGACUACAGUUUUUUUAACCAGUCAAACAUAGACGACCUGUGUGUGCAGCUGUCAGCUGAGGCCACAGGAAGCCCAGGACUCGAUGAGAGUUGUUUGGCUCAGUUGGGCAGCAGGUCCCUCAGUGCCCGGGACUUCACACACUGCUUCCUCCCAAACAACUCCGUCCUCAUCUCGGCUUUGUGCGGCAGUGAUUCUCUGGACUCGCACAGACCGCUCUCGGAGCCAAGCUGGGCCGCCGUGUACUGCUCCAAAGUUCUCAACUUCUCCCAUGCUGACAGCACUGAGGAGGCCUGUCAGUACCGGGAGUGGGCUGCGCAUCGUUUCACGAACACCACUCUCCUGGAGCUCUGCGGGCACACACACGGCCUGAAAGAGUACAUGUGUCUGAAUGUUACACUGUACAGUCAGCUGGUACGAUCAGUGCCUCAGUUUGCAGAGUUCUGUGCUGAUUUGCAGACGGAUCUCGAGGGCAGGAAGUGUUUCCUACAGAGAUUUUUUGACAUGCUCCCAGCACGGUAUGAAUUUGACACAUCGCAGCUGUGCGUGGACCCGGCCCCGCUUCUGGUCGAUGUUCUGCACAAGCUCAGCGUGUGCGAGGUGGAGGGAAGCGAGCGUGAAAGGUUCUUAGUGGCGCUGGGAUACGUUCUGCGAGUGUUGGACUUCAUGGUGGGCCUCUCGUCGGGUCUGGAUGAAGGGGAAAGGGAGGCGAGGCAAGGUCUGGGCCAGGCCAUCCUCCUCUCCAGUCUCCUCGAUAACACGUCCUGGGCCGCGCUGCAGCCGGAAGCCUCCAUGAGCGUCCUUCACACUGUGGGAGUCUUUCUGCGCAGAGAGCAGAACACGUCUCUGAAAGAAGACCUGCUGAGCUGCUUCAGUCCUGUCCUGUGGGACCUGAUCCAGAAGGACAACAACUCUUCAGCUCUCAGGGUUCUGAUGCAGGAGUACCUCCAGAUGCCGAGGGACAGCAUUCGCACUCUUGUGAUGUCUGCUGAAAAGGAUGCAGUCAAGAGGUUUCUCUCCCAUAUGCAUCGGAGCUGGAACCAGCUGCAAGUUGAAACUAGCCAGGCGUCUCAACAAGAGCUGCAAGCCAUGGAGACGAUGACCGCCGCGUUCAUCCACAAGUUCCCGCGCGUCACCCCGGAACUGUUUGUGGACUUGUCUCAGUUCAUUCCCUUCAUGUCUGUCCCGGACAUCAUGAGUUUCCCGACCUCUCUGAUCAUCAACGACAGCGUACUGACCGCCAUCCGUGACCACAGCUCUGGGAUGAAGUCGCUGCAGAAAAGGGCCUUUGUGAAGAGACUCCUGCAGUCCAGUGUGGUGGGCGACGUCCCCACGUGGCCACCGUACUUCCUCAGUUCCAUCCUCCCGCUCCUGCCGUACCUCCCCGUCAGUCGUUUUCAGCAACUGACGUCACAACAGCUUGCUCCUCUGGUGGAGUUGCUAGGCAACGGCAGCCUGGAUGGUGUAAGGGGGCGCCAUGUGCUUCGCACCCUCCUCAACAGGAAGAAGAACCUCACCAGUGAUAACAUACUGAGGUUAGGAGUCCUCGCCUGUUACCUGGAUCCAGGAGACCUGGGUUCAUAUGUGCUGGACUCGGCUGUGUCCUCUGCUCUGUGGCAGCAGCUGGCUCAGUGUAUGUCAAAGGGCUUCAUCAGUGACAGCGGGCGAUUGUCCUCAUGGUUGACACCGGCUCUUCAGACCCUGAAUGUCAGCACCAUGGCGGAGCUCUCUGCUCUCAGUGCCCUGCUGCCUCAGCUUGGAGCUCCCUUCCUGCUGUCGCUCCCCUCACAGCAGCUCCUGGAAAUCCUCUCACAGCCAGGAUUACACAGAUACUCCCCAGCACAGGCGUUUCAGCUGCUAACUAAGCUUUCCAAGGACACAAAUCUCACUGUGGAACACCUGUGCAGACUGAAGCUGUUACUCUCUGGACUCUCGCCUGCUGUGCUCAGAGGCGUCCAGUGGUCAGAGAUCAGCGAGCCUGUCCACUGUCGGUGCUGGACGACGCUGUUAGCGGAGCUGAAGCCUGGCCACAGGGCCAUGCUGUAUGAUGCAAUGCAGGAGGUUGUACUCAGAGACCUGCAGAACCUCACACUGCAGCGAAACUGUCUUCUACCGUUUGUGCCUCUGAGGACGCUGGGAGACGCCACGGAUGGAGAAACAGUCCUGAGACAAAUUAGCCUGUACCGGGACGCUCUCUGGUCACAACAGCAGGCUCAGCUUCUGUUUAGAAAAAUCCAUGAAUUUACGAACGUGACCAGCAAGUCAGUGCGGGCUCUGGGUCAAAUCGCUGGUGGAAUGAGCUGCGACUUUUUGAGGCUUUGGACCAACGGCACAGAUUUUGCCGAGUUACUUCAGUUUGUUAGUGACCUGCCUGGAACCAUGAGGCCGGCCCUGCGCAAAUGCAUCAUCGGGGAAAUGAGGAAACAGCCCGAGCUUGACCUCACUGUUUUGGACUCUGGGUUUGCUGCGACAUUACCCGUGACGAUGAUGGAGAACUUCUCUAAUGCAUCCUUCAGAGCCAUUCUGGACCACAUCCAGGCACAUUUUGCCGAAUUCCUCAAACUGCCACAUUACAAGCAGACGAAUUUAGCUGAGAAGGCCAAGGCUGAGCUGGCUGACGCGGGGAUUGACGGCGCCAUGCUGGACGUCCUGGGGCCCUUACUGCCUUUCUUGGAUCGUGACAGUUUGUCUCAGGUGGACAGAGGAGCUGUGGCUCUGCGGCUGGAGGAGAUGAGAAGUUUCUGCCUUCCUGAAGAGGCUCUCAGAGAUAUCAGUGCCCUGCUCACUCACAAUGACUUGCUUGGGGAUCCGUCCAAAUGGCAAGUUGGGGAUGUUGAACAUUUGGGCAGGUUGGUGUUUUCACUCUCAACAAAGCAGAUCAACGCCAUCCCACUGACGGUGCUGAACAAAGACACGGUGGAACAGGUCCUGAUGGGUCAAAGGAACUGGGAGAACAGUGCGGUGGGCGGAGUGUGCAUCAGUCAGUGUAUGGACCAGCAUCACCAGAGACGGCAGACCCAGAGUCUCGUCAGAGGGAUUGUCAAAGCACGGAGCAGGAGGGCAAAAGUGCCAGUUCCGAGCUGCGCAGACAUCAGAGGGACGUUACCUUCGGCUUGGACGUCCACUCAGCUCAGCCGUAUAUCUCAGCAGGAUCUGAAACAGUGUGUGGAGGUUCUCGGUCAAGACAAUUCUCUGAGCUCUGAGCAGCGACGCUCGCUGUGGAUGAAACUCAGACAGUCUUUCAGUCCGGUCAGAGAACUGAGAGCAGACCAGGUCUUGGCUCUGGGCUCGGUGGUGACGGAGAUGGGAGAAAGAGAACUGCAGGAUGCAAAUCUCACUGACCCGGGUGUGUUGACACAUCUGGGGACACUGAUGGACUGGAGCCAGAAAAAGAUGAGAGCUGUGGUUUUAGGUGUGAUGCGGAGACGCAAGCUGAAGGUGGAAGAGAUGACUUUUGUCGAUCUGGUGACAUUUGGUCAUCUGAUCUGUGGUCUGUAUCCAGCCGAGAUGAAAAGACUGAGCCCAUAUAGCCUCAGUGUGGCCGCCUUCUUCUUACGGGAGAUGUCCCUGCCUUGCACUGACCAGCAGAUGGAAGCACUCACAGGUUGUUUGUCCAGACCAGAGGCCUUUGGGCCAGUCAGUGCUUGGGCACCAGAGGUUUUCACUGAAAUUGGAACACUGGCAGCGGGUCUGGAGGAUAUAGUGCUGUCAGCUCUGGUACAAGAACAAGUGGAAGGAAUGUCCCCCGCAGCCAUUGCCCUGAUGCCUCCAAAGAAGAUGGCAGUGGUGUUCAGUGCAUUUCACCUGUCAUGGCUGACUGUGGAGCAGGCGUGGGCUGUCACCGAGGAGCAGUGGGCCGAGCUGGACACUGGGCAGAGACACGCUGUGGGACUGGCUCGGUAUGAAGGAGACGUCCUGCUGGAGAAGAGAGGAAGAAACAUGGCUCCGGCGGCCCUGAACACACGCAGCCAUGCUCUCUGCUCGCUGGCUCUGUGCCUCUUGUUGUGGAAACUCAUUUAAAACACUGAAAAGAUUGAACUGACCACUGACCUCCCUUGGUGUCAUUGUAUUUGUAAAUCAAAUAAAUAUUUUGAACUG